Pollicipes pollicipes is the source of this 1815-nucleotide messenger RNA. RefSeq names its product RUS family member 1. The record is from RefSeq and is a predicted model, not a curated record. Lineage: Eukaryota; Metazoa; Arthropoda; Thecostraca; Pollicipedomorpha; Pollicipedidae.
CAGUGCGCCUCGUCAGAGCGGUAUUUUAGGCUAUUUUGCAGUUGGGCUGAUAAUAAUUGGCUCCAAAUGAUAAAUACUUUAGUCAUUUCCUUGCGGUGUGAUGCCAUAUGCCUGAAGCCCAAAUUAUCAUAAUCUUGUGGUUUGAUCCCAAUGGCCAUGUGGUGUAAUAUGGGCGUUUAAACGAUACUGGGAAACCGAGCCCAGACUCCGAUGAAGAAUCAUGACUGACGUCAUAGAGCAGUACUUUGGUGCUGCGCACGAGGCGACCAUCAAGCUGGUCGGUGUCGGCGGGGUGGCCGACGUCACCAACCGUCAAGUGCAGCGCCGCGGUCUGCUCGGCACGCUGCGCGAAGUCUUCCUGCCGCAGGGCUACCCGGAUUCAGUCAGCGAUGACUACCUCGAGUACCAGGUCUGGGACACGCUGCAAGCGUUCUGCAGCAACAUCACGGGCGCACUGGCCACCCGGGCCGUGCUGCACGGCAUGGGCGUGGGGGACGCGGAUGCCACGCCCCUGGCCGCCACCAUCACCUGGCUGCUGAAGGACGGGAUGGGCAUGGCGGGCCAGAUCGUGUUCGCCUGGCUCUCCUCGUCCGGCCUAGACGCGCGGUGCAAGCAGUGGCGCCUGUUUGCCGACGUGCUGAACGAUGCCGCCAUCUGCCUAGAGCUGGCGGCGCCUGCCUUCGGGCCGUACGUCUUCAAGGUGGCAGUGAUCGGAGCUGGGCUGGCCAAGAGUCUGGUUGGCGUGGCCGGAGGGGCGACACGAGCCGCCAUCACCCAGCAUCAGGCACUCCGCAGCAACAUGGCUGACCUGUCUGUCAAGGACGGUAGCCAGGAGCGGGUGGUGAACCUGGUCGGCCUCCUGGCGACAAUGGCGCUGCUGCCGCUGGUGGCGGCGGGCAGCGCCGCCUCCUGGCUCGUCUUCUUGCUCUUCACCGUGCUGCACGUCUACACCAACUACCGUGCCGUCUGCGCCGUGCGGAUGGCCUCGCUGAACAUGCCGCGGCUGAGCCUGGUGCUGGCGGCCGUGCUGGCCGGCGGCCGGCACGACCUGAGUGUCGCCACCGUCAACGGACUCGAGCCGGUGGUGCUGGGCGCCGAAUCGGCGGCCGGGCAGGCAGCGCUGACCGGCAUGCGCGCGGCGGCCGCUCAAGGUCGCGCGCCGGCCGGGCCAAUCGGUGCGCUGCUGGCUGAGCCCGGCGGCACUGAUUGGACGGUAGACUGGCAGGCGGCGGCCGAGGGCGUCACCGAGUCGCUGUUCCCCAAGCUGAUGGAGCGUCUGCGGGCCGACGGCUGGGCGGUCGAGCAGUCGCUCUUGGAGCCGGGAGAGUACCGCGGCGUGUGGUAGGCGCGGUGCACAGCAUGGGGUGCAUGCUAGUUUCAGCUAAUUCAUGACGCAUUUGCCGUCGCACCCGACGGAAACUGCGCCGCAUGGCAAACUCUUAGGCGUACCUUGAUAUAAGGUGGAGCCGGGGUGUAUGGCGGCAUACGGGUGAUCUUUGAGAGCACUGAACCAUUCCGACCUUGACAGGGGCCAUGGUCUGCGCGGCCGAGCAUGUUUGCCAUUCGCGUUGCCACAAUGUGUCUAGGUGUCAUGAGUAAACUGAAACGUGGUCAGUCGGAUGAUACCGUGGCGCUUGAUACACCCGCGAGGAAUGCCGCGAUGUAUCGUGCACGCGGAAGCAUGCCGCGGCACUGGGACGCAUGGGUGCGGUGGUAGGUGGGAGGCCUGAGAGGGAGCGCGACUUCGGGGUGGAGUUUCAGUGCAGCAUCCGGAGGUCACAGCGCAGUUGUGCACGGGGGGGGGGGGGGGGGGGC